ACAGAUUGUUAAUUAGGAGUGUGAUGCGUCACUCCUCCUGUUAAUCUGCGAGCGAUAACGUCGCCUUCUGUUAUAAAAAGGAGCCGGCAGCCAUGCAAGGAAUCAAAAAAUCACCCAAAGAGGAGUUUGCUUUACUUCCAAGUUUAGUAGCGUUUACUUAAAAAAAAUCAAAGAUGUGGAAGAUCGUUUUUGCCAUUUUUGCGGCUGUUGUCGCCGUGGGGCAGUGCAUACCCGGAGGGUUCAAUGACGUCGAUAUCAACGACCCGAACUUCAACAAUGCGCUGAACUUCGCCGUUGCCUUGCACAACAACGGCAUCACGGACCCGUACCUCCACCAGGUGGUUUUCAUCAUCUCCGCCAAGGUUCAGGUGGUUGCAGGUUUUAACUACAUAAUUGUUGUGCAGUUGGGACGGACAAACUGCGAAAAGGGCAGACCAAAUAAUGGAUGUACUGUCUUCUCUGACCCAGCUCAAGCCCAGAUUUACCAGUGCACGUUCACCGUGUUCAGUCCUCUGAAUUCCAACGGUUUCCAGCUGCUUGGAAAGAAAUGCUAUAGCAGGCAGAGAGCUUCAGAGUUUAAAGUCUUACGUUUUUACUAUUUCACUUCUAAAGCGAAGAUGUGGAAAGCCGUUUUCCCUUUGCUCGCCGCUUUUUUCGUCGGGUUGUCUUGUAUGCCUGGGGGGGUAAAGAAGAUAGAAGAUGCAGAUAACGACGAGGGGUUCCAGAGAGCGCUGCAGUUUGCCGUCGCCAAACACAACAACAUGACCAAUGACAUGCACAUCCGGCAGGUCACUAAGGUGCUGUCGGCUGAGAGUCAGGUGGUGGAAGGGCUCAAGUACAUCAUGACUGUGAUGUUGGAAAGAACCAACUGUGAAAAAAGGGGACCAGCGGAAAACUGCACCGUCCACAGUGAGCUAGAGCAAGCUAAGCCCUACAAGUGCACAUUCAGCGUAUGGAGUCGCCCAUGGCUCAACGAUACCCAGCUGACCGAAAUUCGGUGCUCAAGUUCUGCACCUCCACCUCCUUUAGGGUUCAAGCCUGUUCCCGUGCCUAUUGAAGAUUGAAGAUCUGCAGCGUUGCCAUCUUUGAAUCUUAUCAAGGUCACUUCAGUAAAUGCACCGUAACAGCUUUAAAACAUACACUAUUUUCCAGAAACCUCCACCUUAAAACAGCUUUGUGCGCAACAAAGAAACAAAUCCUACUUAAACGAAGUUUUCAGUUGCAUAAACAAUGUACACUUUUGAAAAAAAUAAAGCAAUAUUUAAACUUC
Fundulus heteroclitus (mummichog) is the source of this 1270-nucleotide messenger RNA. RefSeq lists its product as uncharacterized. The coding region runs from base 174 to 1064 and encodes 296 amino acids. NCBI's taxonomy places the organism in Eukaryota, Metazoa, Chordata, Actinopteri, Cyprinodontiformes, Fundulidae. The transcript is spliced from 6 exons. The record is from RefSeq and is a predicted model, not a curated record. Gene Ontology annotation, molecular function: cysteine-type endopeptidase inhibitor activity.